This is a messenger RNA of Rhizophagus irregularis DAOM 181602=DAOM 197198, 742 nucleotides long. The record is from RefSeq and is a predicted model, not a curated record. Lineage: Eukaryota; Fungi; Glomeromycota; Glomeromycetes; Glomerales; Glomeraceae.
AUCAAUAGCGGUGAAUAUAGAGCUGCCUAUGAAGACAGUUAAAUAUCUGGGAAGUUGCAAUAUAAGACAUAAAUUAUCAUUUGUAGAUAAAACCAUGUGACAUACCACUAAACUGGGAAGUUUAAUGAGGAAAAUAAGCAAGGAUCAGGGAUUCAUUGACAAUAAAGAUGAUAAAUGGAUUAAUUUUUGGAUAAAUAGAAUCAAUAAAUACAACAAAGAUUACAACAGGAAAGAAUAUGACAAAUUUAUUGAUAAUCAUAAGGAACUUACUAUUCCUACACACGAUCUCUUCAGUGACACAUGGAUAAAGAAUGCUAAAGAAGUAUUUAAAAAGAGAAUCAAAAUAGAUAAAAACUAUUUACAAGCACAACGGCUACGUAAAAUCCAAGAUAGUAUAGAAAAUCGGUGCAAUAUAAUACAUUCAGAUAUUCCUAAAUGGUUACACUCCACACAAGACAACGUUAAAGAACACAUUAUAAUUGAUAGAGCAGUAAUUUCUAAUGAGAAUGAAGGUGUUAGAUUAGCCCUUGAUCCUAAUACAAUUAGAACCCAUGCAAAAGAUACUUUUGCAGGAAUUCUACGAAAACGCAAUACUAAGUCAAUAGAACAGGACGUUUUCUGGAGUAAUAUAUAUAGGCCGAAAGGGGAAUUCACUGAAUGUAUGGCUAACCUAAUGGACGAGAUAACAAUAGGAGAAUGGCACCAAACACUAGAACUAUUAUAUUUUAUUAAAAUUCAUUAA